AUGCUAGUAACUAUGAUCGUCAAGCCAACGAGCACAGUGCACCGCCAGAGCCGUUCAUCGUGUGGCGGAAGUGGGGGUUCGGAGGGUUCAGAGGGUCGUGCGUCUUGGCGUGUAACGCUGGACCACGACCUCGUGGAGACCCUGAGCGCCAUCUAUCCUGAGUGGUUCAAGCCCCAGCAGCGCCGGGAGCGUAGUCGCGCCGCCUCGCCGGUGUCGCCCGCUUCGCCACCGCGCACACCCUCUACACCACCUUCUGACGAUACUUUUAGUUCUGGUGCGGAGGAGAUGGCCGGUCGGCAAGCGGGCAGCAGCGGUGCCAGCGAGCCGCCGAGCUCGCCCCGCGUAUCUCCUCCGAAAGUGGUUGUUGAUGACAGCCCCCUACAACCCGCCAUGGGAAAACACAAGGAAUCUUUAAAAGUGAAGUUGAUGAAUCGGCGGCCUUUUAAUCAGUUGGUGGCCCAAGGAAUAAUGCCUCCACUAAAAACGCCACCAGCGUAUUUCGAACAAUGCAAGCAAUUAGAAAGAGCAAAAACAGGAGACUUAUUGAAAGCAAAAAUACAACGACGACCAGACCGACAAGAACUAGAACGAAGACAUAUCUUAGAACAGGAGAGCCAUGUGGAUCCUAGUUUAGCUGAAAAACAGCGGAUGUUGAAGAAAGCUCGCCUCGCAGACCAACUCAAUGACCAGCUCUCUCAUCGACCGGGCCCACUCGAGCUCAUCAAGAAGAAUAUUCUCCACACAGAGGAGAAUAUCGAAACUGCUGUCAAAAGCGGCACACUCGCUUUCAAAGCUACCAGCGAAGGUGCCUCGGGGAGACCACAACAUCCCUCCUCAUACUGUGGUCCACCGGAAGAAGUUUCUCCAUCACCAUCGCCGCCAUCUACCUUAUCGCCCGUCAGUGUCGCUUCGCCACCACAGCACCCGGCGCCGGGCAAAGACAAAAAUCGGAAGAAAAACAAACAAAAACAACAACCGAAAGGGACGAGACUUAAGUUUCACGAGUACAAAGGACCACCAAACGCGCAAAAGGCGUCCUCACCUCCCGGAUCUGUGGAGACACCUUACGAGCUCUUGUUACAGCAGCAACAACUACUCCUACAGCUCAUGCUGCCCGCCUCACCCGCGCCUUCUUCCGCGUCCGUCGCGUCAGACUGCAGCGAUGUGUACUCAGCGCCGCCGCCUCCACCACCUCCGCCCGCACCCGCUACCCCGUCGCUUAUAGCGCCCGCGCGCUUCGAAGAUAUGAAGGUAUCAGAUUUGCGUGCCGAGUGUAAAAGACGCAAUCUUCGCGUGUCCGGACCAAAACCUCAGCUUAUUGACCGACUACGGCCUUUCCUUUUUGAGAAGGCGGAGGAGCCUUUGCGGUCCCCUGCGUCGGUGGCCUCGAUGGUUUCCGUCGCCUCCCCCGAGGUCAAGAUUGAACCUGAACCCCCCGAGGAUAUCGUGCAGUCCCAACGACGACAGAUCGAGGAGCUCGAACGAAAGCUGGAAGCUUCGCGUCAACAGCUGGAGGCGGUACGACGAGACGCGGCGGGCGCUGCCGCCAGCGACCAGAGCCGUCGCCUCCUGCAGGCGCACUUGUGCGUGUCGCAACUGCGCGCGCAGCUGGACGCGCUGCAGGCUGCACCGGCGCCGGCUCCCGCGCCUCCACGGUAUGUGCUUGCUGCGGCCGACACAGCGCCCGAGCGCCUGGUUCGCCUCUUCACCGUGACGCAGCCGGCGGCCUCGGCCGAGCGCGCCGGCGAUGCGCAGCCGAACAAAACUGCCAACUCCACCUACAUUCUGAAUGGGGUGAAAGUGGUACCCAUUGCCAUCCUCCCCACGGCCCACUACGAGCCGGAGCCCACGCCGCCGCCGCCUCCCCCUCCUCCGCCGCCACCUCCGCCGUUGCCGCAGGUCACGCUACCUACCGGAAUUCACGAUCGUACAGAGAAUAGUCAAAUUAUGGAUGAUGUCCUAGAGAUUCUCGUGGAAAACGGUGAGUUACCGCCGUCGGCAGUCGGUGAUGCGACAGUAGCUCAAACAUUGAACGCUAAUUAUGCUCCAUCUACACCGACCACGUUCGUUCCCACGGACGUUUUAACCGACGACGUGUUAGGCGAUAAUCAUGUUCGCGAUUCUUUGGCUGCGGACGAGUUGCAGAGAGAGCUCGACGAUAUUCAGAACGAAAUCAUGAGUCAUGCCGAUCUCCACGCCGUGAAUGCCAGUCGAUGUGCGGUCGAUCAGUCCUCGAACGACAUCGACACGGAUCUUACCGUAGAUUUACUUUCGAAUGGAGAUUUUCACGCUGAUUUCGGCUCGGAUCCCAAUUCGGCCGACAAUGACGACUUUUUCGGCAGCCUUCUUUCCGGAGACAGUAUAGAUCGAAGGGAUGACAAAACACAUAUAGCUAUGGAAAUCGAAGAGGACGUCCCGGAGAGAAUGAGUAUGACUCCUCUGACAAACGGCGACAUACUCGAUCACACGCGAUCCGGAUUCGAGUACAUGGACGACCUGUCUUUACCGUCAUUCCAAAACGAGGACACGAGACACGAUACUUUCGAAGAGCGAGGUUGCGAGUUCGACCUGAAGGAGUUCGGCAUCGACGCCGGUUCGCAUAUGAACGUGGACAGCGACGGGUUCGACUACAUGAGCACGGAGAUCAUCCCGAACCUGUUCGGGCGGGGCCACGUGCCGCAGUGCGACCCGCUGCUGGGCGGCGUGCUGUCGCGGCCAGCGCCGCGGCCGGCGCGCAAGCACUACUCGUGGGAGCGCAUCGAGUACGACGCCACCUGA
Messenger RNA from Arctia plantaginis, 2778 nucleotides. NCBI's taxonomy places the organism in Eukaryota, Metazoa, Arthropoda, Insecta, Lepidoptera, Erebidae. The record is from the annotation of a GenBank genome assembly.